AUGGCACCAACUCAAGAUCAGCCGAAUGAAAACAUUUCAUGGCGUGUCCUUGUUGGUACAAUUGUCAGCAUUGUCCCUGCUACCAUUUGCGUGAUCUUGCGGUUUGUUGCCCGCAAGGUUGCCAGUGCUGGCCUAUGGUGGGAUGACUAUACCAUUGCAGUAUCGCUGGUGGUGAACUGGGCUAUGGCUGCUUUACGAUGGGCACAGAUCCCGUUAUACGAUUAUGGUCGUCACGCUCAAUACGUAUCGCCUGAGAAGCGUAAGGGAUUUGGAAAGAGUUUCAUGGCUGUCCAACUUCUAUACUUUAUCAAUGCCAUCAUUACCAAAUCAUCUCUGCUGCUUCUAUUCUACCGCAUUUUCGGUAUUGUCAGAGGCUUUCGCUGGGUCCUCUUGGCCUCUGCCUUUCUGAUCUUUGCCUACUUUGUCGCAUGUUCGAUUACUUCAAUUGUGGGAUGUUCGCCAGUAUCCAAAGCGUGGAAUUCGGGCCAACCAGGUCACUGCAUCAAUGAAGUACAAUUCUUCCGCUGGAAUGGCGUCGGAAACAUGAUCCUCGAUUUUCUGGUGCUCUGUCUCCCAUUUCCGAUGGCCUGGCGGCUGAAUACAACGACCCGACAAAAGUUCAUUCUAACCUGUAUCUUCCUACUUGGUGGUUUUGUCUGCAUCGUCUCAAUUCUCCGCAUUGUCAGUUUCGAGUCAGCAGUCGUUAGUGACCCUACCUAUACAAGUAUUGGCCCGGCAACUUGGUCCUCGGUUGAGCAAUCGGUGGGGAUAAUAUGCGCCUGUCUUCCAACGCUUCGGCCCCUCUUCCGGCGUUUCUAUGGUGCAUCAAGGGCAGCCUCGAUUAGAGAUAAUAGUUCUACUUUUGAUUCCCAGGAUCGGUCCUCGCUGUCUGGCCGAAUGUCGCAUUGCGAUGAAGCAACUGGCAUUAUGGGCUCUGCUUCGCCGCAGCACCGGAUGCGUCGUGCUUCCUCACACGAGCUAGACGAGUUACAGGGUGUUUAUGGCAGUCGAACAUUUGAUGAAACUAAUGAGCGUCCCGAUUCACAAUUCUCACAGACGAAUGGGAUGAACAGGCCAGUCUCUGUAGCUAGAUCCUUUGGAUGA
Messenger RNA from Penicillium griseofulvum, 1104 nucleotides. RefSeq lists its product as uncharacterized. The record is from RefSeq and is a predicted model, not a curated record. The transcript has 4 exons. Lineage: Eukaryota; Fungi; Ascomycota; Eurotiomycetes; Eurotiales; Aspergillaceae. Bases 1 to 1104 code for a protein of 367 amino acids.